CUAUCCUUUUAAUAAUAAUCAAUCUGUUUCUCGAGUUCACAGUUGUUGAGUACUCAAUAUAUACAUCAUGGCUUCGAGUUCAAUGAGUUCAAGAAGGUCAACAUGGACGGCCCAAGAGAACAAGCUCUUCGAGAGGGCCUUGGCACGUUACGAUACCGAAACACCCGACAGGUGGCACAACAUUGCCAGGGCCGUGGGUGGCGGCAAGACUGCGGAAGAGUGCAAGUCUCACUUCCAGAUUCUUCUAGAAGAUCUCUACCAAAUCGAGUCCGGCCGUGUUCCCUUUCCCAAUUACAUGCGUUCAUCAUGAUCGAUGAUCAGCUACCGAUUG
Molecule: messenger RNA, 331 nt
Organism: Impatiens glandulifera
Lineage: Eukaryota; Viridiplantae; Streptophyta; Magnoliopsida; Ericales; Balsaminaceae
Product: protein RADIALIS-like 3
Exons: 1
Coding region: 68-310 (80 amino acids)
Molecular function (GO): DNA-binding transcription factor activity
Source: RefSeq, a predicted model, not a curated record